This is a messenger RNA of Spirodela intermedia, 168 nucleotides long. The record is from the annotation of a GenBank genome assembly. Lineage: Eukaryota; Viridiplantae; Streptophyta; Magnoliopsida; Alismatales; Araceae.
AUGACGUCACUUGAUAAGAGCGUUAUAGUACUUAUUUUAAUCUCUCUCAUACAGACAGGCAAUUGGCACAGGUUUAAAUCCUCUCAAAGCCAAAACUCGUAUUUUUAUCUGAUUAUCGUGAAUUUCUUGCAGAUCGUCCGUAAAAGAUUAAGCCGCCAAAAUCACUAG